UUUGAGAAGGGCACUCCUUUCUGCAGAGUUGUCCAGCUCACCUUCACCACCACCAUGGCUUUCAACGGCACCUGGAAGGUUGAUCGCAGUGAGAACUAUGAGAAAUUCAUGGAAAAAAUGGGAAUUAACGUGGUGAAGAGGAAGCUGGCUGCUCAUGACAACCUCAAGAUUACCAUCACGCAGAAUGGAGACAAGUUUAAUGUCAAGGAAAGCAGCACUUUCCGCUCCAUCGAAAUCGACUUUACCCUCGGAGUCAACUUUGAGUACAGCCUUGCAGAUGGAACAGAACUAUCAGGUGCAUGGACCAUGGAGGGAGACACACUGAAUGGAAUUUUCAACAGAAAGGACAACGGAAAACAGCUGACAACAACCAGAAUCGUCCAAGGAGAUGAACUCAUACAGAGCUACAACUAUGAAGGCGUGGAUGCAAAGAGGAUUUUCAAGAGGAGUUAGACCAACUUAAAAAAAUUAAUCUAAAAAAAAAAAAAAAAAACUGAAGUGACAUGCUCAGGGUU
Archocentrus centrarchus (flier cichlid) is the source of this 515-nucleotide messenger RNA. Its product is annotated as fatty acid-binding protein, intestinal. The coding region runs from base 55 to 453 and encodes 132 amino acids. The record is from RefSeq and is a predicted model, not a curated record. Gene Ontology annotation, molecular function: lipid binding. Lineage: Eukaryota; Metazoa; Chordata; Actinopteri; Cichliformes; Cichlidae. The transcript is spliced from 4 exons.